This is a messenger RNA of Lontra canadensis (Northern American river otter), 2146 nucleotides long. RefSeq names its product HERV-H LTR-associating 2 (gene HHLA2). Bases 355 to 1560 code for a protein of 401 amino acids. Lineage: Eukaryota; Metazoa; Chordata; Mammalia; Carnivora; Mustelidae. The record is from RefSeq and is a predicted model, not a curated record. The transcript has 10 exons.
CGGCCUGGUGGUUACCCGCCGCAGCUGAGCUGGUAUCCGAGUUAGCGGGUAGCGCUGAACAAUAUAAGGGGACAGCUCUAAGUGUGGCUAAAGAGAGGUACUACUGUACCCUGCAGCUAUUAGGAAAACAAGAAAGGUGACAUAACUGACCCACAGCUUUGCAGUCCUCAAAACAGGUUUGUGUGUCAAGCAGUUUUCCAAAAUGCAGCAUAAAAUAUGAGAUGGUUUGAGAAGUGCUGAUCUUGUUUAGCAGUGCCCUCGUGAUAUCUAUUAUUACUGCUGAAUGCGGCAACUUCUGGAACUUGGACUGCUUCCCACAGCAAAGGAGUAUAACUAGUAUGACCUCCACAAGACAUGAAGGUACAGGCAGUGCUGUCUCUCAUCCUCAUUCUUGUACCAUCUCUAAGCAGAUUUCACGAUACAUUCCUUUUAGCUUCCCCUAAUCUUAUAACUGCUGAGGAAGAGCAAAUAGUCAUUGGAAGACUUGGUGAAGAUAUAAUUCUCCCUUGCACAUUUGAAAGUGAGCCUGAAGUUGUAAUUCACUGGAAAAAUCAAGAUAACUAUGUUCACUCAUACUACAAAGGCAAUGACUAUUUGGAAGCACAAGAUCACAGAUACAUGAACAGGACAUCCCUCUUCCAUGGAGAAAUUCACAAAGGAAAUGCCUCUUUAUCUUUAAGAAGAUUAAGCCUUCUGGAUGAAGGAAUUUAUUUAUGCUAUGUGGGAACAACAUCUAGAAAAAUCAUAAAUAAAGUGGUACUAAAGGUGGGAGCUUUCAUCACACCUGUGAUGAAAUAUGAAAAGAGGAACACAGAGAGCUUCUUAAUAUGCUGUGUGUCAAGUUAUCCUCAUCCACAUAUCUCAUGGAGAACGGACAAUACAACCAUCUCUGAAAGCAGUAAGGAAGAAAUUGAAACUUUGGAUCCUUUUCAUGUUGACAGUAUGAUAAAUAUUACAGGAUCAAAUGUAUCUUAUGAAUGUGCUAUUGAAAACUCAUUACUGAACCAAACAUGGACAGGGGGAUGGACAAUGAAAGAUGACCUUCAUAAAAAACAAAGUGAAAAUUUUUCACUUUCAUGUGAACUUACAAACAGUAUUUUUUUACUGGAUCAAGACUUCAUAGUCUCUUGGUCCAAAGUGGAAAGAGAGACCUCCUCUAUCCUGGCUUACUUUCUGAGCUCCUCACAAAAUACAACCAUCUAUGAACCCCGAGUCUCCUGGAACAAAGAGCGAAUAAACCAGAGUGACUUUUUCUUGACUCUGAAGGAUCUUAGAGUUUCAGACAGUGGGGAAUACUUAUGCAAUAUUUCUUCAAGCAAAUACACUUUACUUACCAUCCAAACACUGCAUGUAGUAGAACACAGUCAAAGCAGAACCACCUGGAUAAUUAUUCUGUCUUUGGUGAUUUGGGGUUUCCUGACAAUUUGCAUACUCUAUAUGUUAAAAAGAUACAACUGUUCCAGGAGAGAAAGGUCUUCUGUCUAUACUGAGAGGGCCAACACUGCUGAUGCAGAAGAAAGCAAGGCUUUUACAGAACACCCAGCUAGUAGUGGAAAGUAAGACAGAACUGUAUCAACCCAUGAUGAGCAUCCUUAAUAUCCAGUGACUUCGCUUCCCCUUUCUUUCACUGCAAUUCCAGCGGGGGCUUGUCAUGGCCUAAUAAUUCUACCUUUGGAAAGACUUGCAACCAUUGAGUUUCCCACUACCAUAUUUCCUCUUCAAGUCCCAACUAUUACUCACUGACUCCAUACCUACAUCAAGAUUAUGAAUGCCUGGAUGUCAGUUCCAACUAGAAAAGAACUGUUUUCAUUCAGUGGCACUCCUGCUGCAGUCAGUCCAGGAGGCCACACUGAGGUUGCCACCAAGAUCUUGGAAGAAAUGUAUCACUAAGCACUGAUUCAAAAUCUGAUCAACUAAUGAUGGGUGAGAGAGCACAUAGAAGCAGAAAUCACCUUAGUGAAAAGGUGAAAAAUCAGGGAACUUGAUAUGCUGAGGUAUUGUACUCAUUUUAUAUGAAUAGUUAAUAUCAGCUUAACCAACUAGAUUUAAUAUGGUGAGUCUUAGGGACUCCAAAGUUUAAAAAUGUCAGUAUCUCCCAAGAUUGCCUAGAGCAAAGGGCCCUAUCAACUCAAGAACUGACAACUCU